Rosa rugosa (rugosa rose) is the source of this 1760-nucleotide messenger RNA. RefSeq names its product F-box protein At3g07870-like. The record is from RefSeq and is a predicted model, not a curated record. NCBI's taxonomy places the organism in Eukaryota, Viridiplantae, Streptophyta, Magnoliopsida, Rosales, Rosaceae. The transcript is spliced from 2 exons. The coding region runs from base 73 to 1389 and encodes 438 amino acids. Gene Ontology annotation, molecular function: protein binding.
UCCUCUCCGCAUUACCCAAAUCCAGUUCCUUAAAAUCUAUCUAACUUCUAGAGAAAACUAAGGAGACCCUCAAUGAGACGAAGGAAAAGAGUAGCGAACAUUUCACCUAUCAACACAGAAGAACAAGAAGAAUGGCAACCCAAAGGUCCCUGCAGAUUCCAACAGCUUCCACAGGCUUUAGUCAUAGACAUUCUCUCAAGGCUCUUGGUCAAGACCCUCUUCAACUGCAGGUGCGUAUGCAAAUCCUGGCUUUCCAUUAUUUCCGACCCUCAUUUUUCCCACAUGCGCCUUUCGAAGUUACCCAUUGGGAUACUGAUCAAGACCAGACCCGAAAAAAGGAAAUCAAGGGUGAUUGAUUUUACCCAAAUUGAAGAAUGUGCUGGUUCUCACUUCCAGCUUGAGAAAAUGAGAUUUAGUACUAAAAAUAACUUACCACCCCUCUCUGAAUUUGAGUUGAUCAACUCAUGCAAUGGUUUGCUUCUUUUGUCCGGCGCUGGUCCAAUAAGAGAUGGUCCAUUGUAUGUGUGCAAUCCAAUUUUAGGUGAAUUCAUCACUCUUCCACCUACUGAUGGGAGGAGGCUAUGCUAUAGCUUUUUCGGACUUGGUUAUAGUGUCGCAACCAAGGAAUACAAGGUGCUGCAAACAUGCAGCGGCAACGACCGCACCGAUGAGAAUGAGGCUCAGAUAUACACAAUUGGUUCGGGAGUUUGGAAAAGCAUUGGGAAAACUCCUCAGGACUCUGCCCAGUUAGCACCAUUCAAUGCUGUUCUGCAUGGAGCUCUUCAUUGGCUUUCCUUUGGUGGAAGAACAUUUGAGUUCAUACAUACAUUUAACUUUGGAACAGAACAGUUCCGUACACUACCCCCACCUGGUUACUUUGAACCAUUUGAGAAGCUGUUUAAAGAGUGUCUGAAAUUGGGAGUGUUAGAUGGUUAUCUGUUUUUAUGUGUGUGUGGUGAUGAUCCUAGAAAAUUUGACAUGUGGGUUAUGAAGGAUUAUGGAGUCCAAGAGUCUUGGACGAAAACUCUGGUUGUUGAAGGCUUGUAUCUACCAACGGAACUUGCCAAUGAUGUUUAUGAACCACUGGUGUUUUUGAGAAAUGGGGACAUCCUGUUGUGCUACAAUGACUGGAUUGUGGUUUGUUAUAACCAAGGAACAAAGAGUCUCAAGGAAACUAGAGUUGCUCGGACUCGGUCACAUUUUCGUGCAAUCGGUUACAACCCAUGCUUUUUUUCUCUCCAUGAUGUUGCAAAAGGAGAGGAGGUGAAAAGGGUAAGAGACAAAAAGAACUCCAAGAAGCCCUUUGGCGUAGGGAGUAGUGGUUGUGCCAAUUCUGGCAUCCCCCAGAAGUCCAAAAAACUUAACUCAGGCUCUGGAUUGCCUGCUUAAGAGGGUCUUCCUAGAUCCACAAAUUCCUGUGAGUUAUCAUAGUUCAGAUCAGAUGAUUUUCUUGUGCCAUCUGUUGGUUGCUGUUUCAGUUAUUGCUUUCUUUACUCUAUCUCAUGGUUGUAGUUAAGGUUUUCUAUUUAACUCGCAGAAUUGAAAUUGCAUCAGCUAUAUGCAGUGGGCACUUGGGUUUUUUCUCACCAAUGUCUCAACAUUGUUUUGUGUAAAUGGUUUCUGUAAUGCCAAAGCAACUCUGCAUCAGUUUCUCAGUGAAGACCGAACAAAGCUUCGUUUUGUUAUUUGGCCCUAUGCUUCUAUAGACUAAAUGCAGGGCUUACUAGUUUUGAUCUUUUUCCAAGACCUUUUUAUCAAUA